UUUAGAAGAAAUUCUUCCUGUCACGGAGAAUACAACUACAACCAGUCCGCAAGAUCAACAAGAACCACAACCAAAUCAUAAUCAAAUCUGUAUUCUCCCUAAUGACCCAAACAAAGAAGAGACUAGCGAGAGCGAUGGUUCCUUUCUUCAAGACAGUGGAGGGUAUCAAUGGUGCCUGGAUGACGAAUGUAACAACAGAGAACUAAACUUAAGCCUAAUACUGGACCAACACGUAAACACACUCUCACCUGACCAGGAUAGCUUAAACUACGAUGAUAUUUCCAAAACUCUGGAUGCUAGUUUGGCAGAAAUCGAUAUGGAGACGUUUCGGUCGGAGGAUAUCAAUUCUCUUCUGACUCUCCCAGGAGUAUACAGCACCGGAAGUGACAUGGAAGGUCUUUCUCUAGGAGAGAACUGCGCAUCGAUGUCAGCAUCAUUUCUGAAUGGCUUUGAAUUGGAAUGUUCUGAAAGUCCUCACUGUCUGUCAGAAGACGAAUCAGCAGAAGGAUCUAUUUGCAAAGACGAGCCACUGUUUUCCCCUGCAAAGGAACCUUUAAAUGGGAACAACACCUCUGUGGAUAGUUUAGAUUGCACGUCUUUAGAUGAACACAGUAUCGCUACUACCUGUCAAGCUAACAAAAGUAAUUAUACUAUCGCAUUCGAAGGAAGCGGGACUCAGCUAUCAUAUGAUUCAGACACGAUGGAUAUGAAGCAAAACAAAGAAAACAUUCCACGAUCAAAAAUGAUUACUGAAUAUCGUCAGCCUCAGAAAACAGCUUAUACCUCUAUGGUGCAGUCAGAUUUAUUGUACACAACCUGGGAAAAACUAAAGAAUUCUAAAAAACUGAUUUUCCCAGCACUCUCUGCUAAAUGCUUAUGCUCUAGAAGCAAAAGUCUUCCCAGUCUGUUCAAACAUUCUGUAGUGUUGGCAGAGAAACAUUUGGGGGAAUGGGGAUUUAAAAUUAACUCUAUAUCAAAUGUCCCUAUUUACGAGCUUCACAGCAGUUGUUAUGGUUCUCUUCAAGGCAAUGAAGCAAAAGACAACAAACAUUCUAUUCCUAUGUUUAAACUGUUUAUUAGAAAUAAGAAUUCUUUUGGGUCAGAGACUUUUUCUAUCUCAGCAUCCAGUAGUCAGCCUGGAUCUGCAGAAAGUACGUUGCCGUACCCUGUCAUUCAUUCCAACGAAAGUAUUUCUGAUAAAGAGAAAUACGGAGGUAUGUGUAAAGGAAUGUUUUCUGUAAAGACACAUGAUCUUCAGACUGAAAAUAAUGUUGGUAAUUAUACUGUAGAUACUAUGCUUUUGGAUUGCAACAAUAUAAAAGAGCAACAAACAAGGGUUUAUGCAAAUUCCAGAAGGCAAACACCAAAGUUAAAAACAAACACUUUAAAUGCCCAUGUGAAUGAACUUAAUAAUAAUUUGGUUGAAACAUCUUUCAAUAACAACACCAAUAUAUUUAAUAAAGAUAUACCCAUAAGUAUUAGUCAUAAACAUUCUUUUUCUGAAAGUGAUGAUAGUAGUUCACAAUAUUUUGAAGACAGUUUGGUAGAAGGUCCUUUGAUACAACACACUUCUACCCAAUCUUACACUAUCCAGGAAGAAGAAAACGAGCAGAUAGUUGGUGAAUCACUUAAUGAAGAUGAAUCAAUUGGAGAAAACGGGAAUCCGGUUGGCAGUAGUGUCAGUACGUCUGACGAUGUGCCUGUCAAUAAAAACAAUGCUACUGUGUAUAAAACAGCUAUGAAGAAACCUAUGGUAGAAAACAUUACAGUUCAAAGAAUCAACAACUUUUUACUCAGUGAUAAAGUAGAAAAAACACUUGCAGACAAUAUCUGUGUAAGAAAUGAUAGCAAUAAAUUAUUGCAGAAAUGCACUGAGCUUAUACCAGAAAGCAUUUCCCAAGGAACUCAGACCAAGACAUUAAACUGUAACGUAAAGAUCCCCGCAUACUUUUAUAGUGAAGAAAAUUCCACCCAGCCUCUUCCCAGUCUUGAAGAACUAUUAAACAACAUUGGAGAAAAUCGUAUUUCUAGAGAUACUAUUCCUGCUUCUAGUGGUUAUUCUGUAAAUAAACAAAAUUGUGUAGACAUAUUAUGCAACAAUUCCCAAACGUUCAUCAAUAACGUUUGUGCUUUAACUCCUGUUUUAAAACCAAAGUCAAUUAUAAAAAUUGCCACCACCAGAAGUUAUGGCACACAAGUUCCGCUACACGUCAAAGAUCGUGCCAUACAAACAUCCUUCACAUCUGCUAACAGCCGUCGAGGAAGCUUCAGUGUCCAUAAGAUCUCCACGGAUUCUUUAGGAGAUAAGACUGCUGAAUUACUGUUUCCUUCAUAUCUAUCUCCUGUCAGUUCAAGGUUUUCCAACACACUAAGCACUACAAACUCAGAGAAAAAACCAGUGUAUGUAUGUUACCCCAGCUAUUCUUUACCUGACCUGAGUUUUUUGAAAAAUCUUAGACGUACAUCAGAAGGAAAAGACUUAGUGUAUAUUAAGUCAACUGAUAAUUUCCCAACAACGUCCAUUAGCAACCAUAACAAACAAGUAGAUGCUUUUGGAAAAGACAGAUCUUUGCCAAACACUGGAAGCCUUGGAAGCCUGUCUCCUCAAACUUUCAGUCAUAUUAAAGACUGGGACUCAUUAAGUGUUUUGCUUCCCACAGAGUUGAAAUCCGUUAUAUCAAUUUAUCAAGAAAUAAAAGACGAUGACCAAAAUCACGGGUACAUAGAUAAAGAUGGAUUUCACUGUAGUUGUUCAAGUGACAUUAACCGGUAUUGUACAGAACAUACCACAAGUCAAAAUUACCAUGAACAAGAUUUAUCUUGCUCUGGUGAAAGUAUUUCCUCGAUAACAUCAAAUUCUCGGGGCAGUGAAAAUCUACAUUCUCAUAACACUUUAGGAAUGCACUGUAAAGCCGAGAGAAUCCAGUCAGAUUUACUUAUCACCUCUGAGCACUCUAAAGCCGAGAGAAUCAAAUCAGAUUUACUUAUACCCUCUGAGCACUGUAAAGCCGAGAGAAUCCAAUCAGAUUUACUUAUACCCUCUGAGCACUGUAAAGCCGAGAGAAUCCAAUCAGAUUUACUUGUACCUUCUGAGCACUGUAAAGCCGAGAGAAUCCAAUCAGAUUUACUUAUACCCUCUGAUUCUUUGGUGUUGGAUAAACCUAAUUUCUUAGUCAGUCAAAGUGAAAAUAAUUCUAGACGAGGCAUUUUGAGAAAGUCUUCAUUAGCAAGUUAUUGUAACAAACAAAGAAGUCGUGAUGUGGUAGACCUCGAAAUGUCUUCUCAGUUCGACUUUCGAAGACGUAAUCGACUCGAUCAGUCUCCUCAAUUCUUAAACAAUAUACCUGAAAGAAUAACACAACCUAAAAAUGAUGUAAAUUCAGAUAAAAAUAGAGAAACAGCAAUGAAUAAUAACAACAUUGAAUUUCAGAUGGAAACGUCUUCAGACUGUAAAUAUGCAGAAACUGAGAGUAAAAAUUACUUCAGAAAAACAUAUUCAGAUUUUAUAGAAGAACAGAGAGUUAAUAAUCAUAUUAUAAAAGUCCAAUCAGAUGAAAAGUGUCCAAGUAAUUAUGUUCCAAAAAGUCUCUCUCUACUACCAAUUCAACAAGUUAUAUAUAAGCAACAAAAUCCAGAGAUCCCUGCUCAUUGUAAACAUAACGACAAUAACUUGAAUACCGGUAAAAAUUAUCAAAGAGGGAGCCAACGUUGUUCUAUCAGUCUCAACUCCAUUACCUCUCCAAUCAACCAGCUUUGCGACCAGUUGCACCAAUUACUUAACUCCAGUACGAGUUUAAACUUGAUGACAGCAGCGCUGUCAUCAACAAAAGGAUCACCAGAUGAAGUGAACUGUUGCAGCUUUUCACGAGGAAAAAAGUCAGUUACCUUUCACGACAACCUGGCUAUUGGAGUAGACAACGUCAUACGUGAGACAACAAAAGAGUUCUCAAUAGAUGACCAAAAUAGCGAAGACGAAUAUGAAAAUCCACCAGAGGAAUUUGCAGUAUCGCCACAACAAGAGUCGUCUAUAACUCUGACGCCUUCUGCAGUGUUUUCGGAUAUAAAUAAUUCACGGCUUGCAGAAAUCUUAGCACUGAACUUGAAACAAAAAACAGGAUUGCUGAAGAACAUCGCUGUUGCUGUAGAACUAAUCUUAAGUUACAAUAAGGACUACGAAGUGCAAAAACAAAAGGUCUUAAAAUACUUAUGCCCAGCCGUCUACAACGUCUUAGCAAACGGACUCCUCUCUUCUAAUGUUGGUUCAAAUUUGAUCACUAAUUCACCAUGGAAAGUGGCGGAAGCGUCCUCCUGCUUCGGUCAUCCAACAAAAGAACUUCAAGACCUGGUGAAGUACAUUGCAGGAAAAGAUUACUUAGUUGGAACUACUUGCAAAUUUUAUAUGUUUGUUUUUGGGCUUCUCAAUCUUGGGAUCAUUGAUUGGUGGUUUCUACAUUUGACUUCAUGCGAGCCUCUGAUUCGUCAGUAUUACCAGCCCGAUGCGUUACUUAGCCUCCUGGCUUCUCCGUUAGCUACCAACUUGUGCGAGGACGUUUUGAUCACACUUAGACCUCUUUCCACUCUACCGUUUUCACUAGAUUUGAAUGUGAGAAAAAGUGAUAUUAUAUGCACCGAUGAUGAGAUUAUAGUGUCAACACCAAAUGGGGAACAAAAACCUCUACCGCCACUCAAGAAACCGAAUGUAGAUCAGAUACCACUUUUAUAUCCUAUUGGUCACAAAUGUGUUCUGUAUGAGGAAGCAAAUACACCAACAUUAAAGCAAAUUAGUAAAACUAGUGAGAGUGGGGAACUGACGACGAAGGAUAAAACUUCCUUACAAAAUAACAGUAAAGAAUCUACAAGGGUUAAAAACUUCCAACAACAGAAGAAAUUCGAUAACAAAAGUGACUUAGAAGUAUCGGAUGAUGUACUACAGCUAAAUAAAAGGGUUUGUGACAUUGAUAUAAGUUCUGAAAUAAUUUCAUCUACAGCGCUGAAUUCGAAUCCCACAAAAGAACGGUUUCAGAAGGCAGUUGACCUCGCUUUUCCCUUAACAGAAGUACGUGAACAAGAAGCUCAGAAACAGAAAGAUACAAGAGGCGACAAAAACUCCAAUAAUAUAAUCCAAAGUACAGACUGUUUUGUUCGCAACAUUAGAGUGGAACAGAAAAAUGUGCAGGAUUUUGCAGGAAGACGCUUAGUCAGCUGUAAAAAUCAAAAUGAAAAAAACGAUGACAAGGGAGAGUGUUUUGAAAAAUUGAAAAGGAAAUGGGAAGAACUGACAUCCACACCCAACAGUCUGGAGCAGGCUCAUACUAUAACUAUAACAACAACUACGUCCAAACGACCUACUACAUCGUCUUCUCCACUGACCAAUCAGAAUCGUGGGAAAUCCAAAUCUCUUGCACGAACGUCAAGACAAACUGUUACGUCAAAAAGAGGAACAGAAUUAUCACCAACUACUACACAUCUACCCUCCCCCUCUUCUUCUCGAAACGCUUCUGUCCAACAGCUUCCACGUGAUACCUCGAAUUCUCCGAAAGAAAUAGCUUCUAAAGGACAUCGGGAACUUCCUGUAAGACCAGCUGUUAACAAACCGCGUUGGUCCAAACACCCUAAAGUUAAACAAGUGGCAACAUCAAAUGAAUCUUUAAAUGCUUCUAUCAAACAAGGGAGUACUAUUUCUGUUCCUAGUUCUCCUAGUAGGAAACAUAUCGCAAGAAAAGCUGUAGGUACGAAUCUCAAUUCUAGCCAAUCAAACUCGAGUAAAUCGUCAACUAUAACGAACAGCUCAGGAAUCUCUGGGCCUAAAAAUCAUCCAGCUCAAAAAUCUUUCAUCCCAAUACAGAAAGGACCUCGGACAACCGCUAGACAACAGAAGAUAUCCUCACAACACGCUAUACCAUGUCUUCGCCGAUCUUAGGACUAACAUGUGGACUUACACAGGUCUGCACAAACGUUAUUGUUAAAAGAGGUAUGUAUGUUUCACAUGUAAACGUGUUUCCAUUAGCUAUAGUGAUGUGCGGAUACAAUUAUAUUUACGUAUUUGUUUUUAGCAUAUAGACAUUUGACAUGAUAUGAUAUAACGUUCCAGUACGCUAUAGUAAGGUAUUAAGAAACAUCCUAGGUACUAUGUAGAGAAAUUCUAUUAUAUACUAUAAAGAUGUGGCAUGCUUAUUUCAGAACAGUAAU
Messenger RNA from Limulus polyphemus (Atlantic horseshoe crab), 6189 nucleotides. RefSeq lists its product as uncharacterized. NCBI's taxonomy places the organism in Eukaryota, Metazoa, Arthropoda, Merostomata, Xiphosura, Limulidae. The transcript is spliced from 8 exons. The coding region runs from base 317 to 5920 and encodes 1867 amino acids. The record is from RefSeq and is a predicted model, not a curated record. Gene Ontology annotation, cellular component: cytoplasmic vesicle.